AUGGAGCUCUCCGAGAACGCGAAGUUAAACCCAUUAAAGAGAAGCUUCGAUAGCUUCGAUUCGUCCCAGCACGAAACUACUGAACCCAUGGAUACAGAAGCUGCAUUCACACCCAGCGACUAUGAUAUGAAGGUGUUUGAAGUGGCAAUGAGAAGGAAUACUAUAGCACUGAUGGAUGCUGGGCCGAGGAAAAAUUUGAUUGCGGCCCGGAUCGUAAGAGAAAUUGGGAAAUCUUUGAAGGAUAAUGCUGGUGGCAAAAGGGUCAUUGUUUUCUUGGCCCCUACGGUUCAUAUCGUGCACGAGCAAUAUGAGGAGAUAAAAUCGUGUACAGAGCUUCGUGUGGAUGAAUAUUACGGGGCUCGAGGGGUUGAUGAGUGGACCAGUGAAAACUGGGAGAGAGAAACCGAUGAGCAUGAUGUGCUAAUUAUGACUCCUCAAAUUUUCUUGAAUGCUUUGAGGAAGUCACUGCUCAGUUUCAAAACAUUUUGCUUCAUUAUCCUUGACGAGUGUCAUCGGGCUAUAGGCAAACAUCCUUACGCAAGAAUAAUGGAGGAAUUCUAUCAUAAAUGCAGUAAAAGACCUAAGGUUUUAGGGAUGACUGCCUUGUCGAUGAUCAGAAAAGGCUCCUCGCCCAUUAAAUAUUCCAAGGAGCAUAUACUAAAGCUUGAACGUCUAUUGGAUUGCCGGGUGUAUAUGCUAGAAGACGAGGUUGAAGUUGAGGAAUGUAAACCCACAGCCAAGCCACCCACAGCCAAGCCAAUAUGUAGAUUUUAUGAACCAAUGCAACCUGCCUAUUUGGAAUUGAAAGCAAAAUUACAACAUUCAUGGUCUAAGUUUGAUGCAGUUUUGCUUGGGUUGAAAAAGUCUCUGCCAGGUCAGAACACAGAAAGGAGCAGUGAAUAUAAACAGCUGCUGGAAAAAAUGUCCAAUGAUUACACUGGAGUUUUGUUCUGCCUUGAGAAUCUGGGCCUACUAUGUGCUUAUGAGGCUGUCAAAGUCUGCAUGGAAACUGCCCCACCGGUUCAAGAAGAAUGUGAGGUUUAUAAGGAAAGUCUUGUGGAAUAUGAAAAAUUUCUUCAGGAAGCUCUGUUAAUAAUCGAAGGAUCUCACGAGUAUAAGAAGCUUCCAAGUUUUAUGAAUGGUGACACACUAUCUACUGUAAUUAGCUUUGAUUUGCCAAAAACUGUUGGUAGUUAUGUUCAAUCGAGGGGAUUAGCUCGUGAGAAGGAUUCGCAGUAUAUCAUCAUGCUUGAGAGAGGAAACAAAAAGCAAAUAGAACAUGUCUCCCACGUUACCAAGAACGAAACUCCAAUGACAUGUACAUCCAUGGAUAAUAAAGACACUGAUGAUUAUCAAGCAAAAAGAGCUUGCACUACAAAUGAAGCUUUCCAAUAUGUCGUAAAGUCAACUGGGGCAUCAGUUACACCCGAUUCAAGCAUCAUCCUCAUACAACAAUAUUGCAAAAAUCUCUCUGCAGACGAUGCUCGCAUUCCGGAGCCAAAAUUCGAGUCCUUGAUGGAUGGGAACUUGUAUAGAUGUAAACUGAUUCUACCUCCUAAUGCGGCUUUUGAAACUGCAGUUGGUCCUUUGGCUCGUAAAUUCCAUUUGUCUAAACAGCUGGCUUGCUUGGAAGCGUGCAAGAAGUUGCACAUGAUGGGCGCCCUUGAUGAUCAUCUGGUUCCUUGCAAUGAUUUGUCUUCAUACAAGGAUUGUGCUUCAAAUGAAAAAUCAUCAAAUUCAGGGGCAGGAACAACAAAGAGGAAGGAAUUGCAUGGCUCUGUUACCGUCCGUAGUUUGACUGGAACUUGGGGAGGCAAACCUAAUUAUGCCCAUUUUCAUGCGUACAAAUUGGACUUUUGUUGUAGUAUUGCUGAGCAAAGAUAUUCAAGUUUUGUACUUUUACUGGAGAUGAAGCUAGAUGAUGAUGUAGGGAAUCUUGAAGUGGAUCUAUACUUGCUAUCAAAAUCUGUUAAAGCUAAUGUUUCUUCAGUUGGCCAAGUAUACCUGAAUCCUCAACAGAUGGAGAAAGCAAAAUGCUUUCAAGAACUGAUGUUUAACGGUUUGUUUGGGAAAUUGUUCAUCAAAUCAUCUGGAGAACGAAAAUUUUUACUUCAAACAAAGGAAUCGUUGUGGAACCCGUCAAACAUGUACGGCAUUGUCCUCAAAUACCCAGAGCAGCCGUUAGUUCUUCUGAAGCAAAGCCAUAACUCACAUAAUCUCCUUGUGGACUUUCAAAAUGAAGGUCCCCUGUCGAAAAACAAGACGAAAGUCGGAAAAAAAGUUACCGAGAGAAAGCCCCAACAACAUGCUCAUAUGCCACCGGAACUCUUAGUUGCUUUAGAUAUCCGAACGGUUAUUUUAAAGCCAUAUUACUUGCUACCUUCGCUUAUGCACCGGCUGGAGUCUCUAAUGCUCGCCAGCCAGCUUAGGGAGGAAAUAUCACGUCAAGGUGGCAAUCUCACUAUACCAAGCUCAUUGAUUUUGGAAGCUCUCACCACUCAAAGAUGUUGCGAGAGCUUCUCCAUGGAGCGAUUGGAAUUGCUUGGAGAUUCAAUUUUAAAGUAUGCCAUAAGCUGCCAUCUAUAUUUCAAGUACCCCGAGAAGAACGAAGGAGAACUGACUUCUUAUCGUUCUAGAAUCAUUUGCAACUCGGCUCUCCACAAAUUGGGAACAGAUCGUAAAUUGCAGGAAUAUGUACGGGAUGUCCCGUUCGAUUCCCGUCGGUGGACAGCGCCAGGUCAGCGCUCGAUAUGGCCAUCCCCAUGCACACACGGGGUGGAAACUGCUGAGGUCCCUCUAAACGACUGCAAAUUUUGGAGUGACGAUAUAAAACUUAUGCUCGGGAAGCCUUGCGGCAUGGGCCACCGUUGGAUCUCCUCGAAAACCGUGUCUGAUUGUCUGGAGGCUCUCAUAGGUGCAUAUUACGUGGCCGGUGGGUUUAGUGCCGCUUUUUGUUUCAUGAGGUGGGUCGGGAUUGAGCUCGAAACCGAGCACUCGUUGAUAAAGAAGGCUAUUUGUGCUAGCUCACUGUAUUCUCAUGGGCCUAGAGAUCAGGAGAUUGGAGCCCUUGAGUCGAAGAUUGGGUAUGAGUUUGAGACAAAAGGGUUGCUAAUCGAAGCUGUAACACACGAGAGUGAAUGCCAACAAGGUUUUUGCUACUCGUACGAGCGGCUCGAAUUUCUAGGCGAUGCUGUGUUGGACGUGCUUAUGACAUGUCAUCUUUACGAGAAUCAUAAAAACGUUGACCCCGGGAUGUUGACAGACUUGCGUUCUGCAUCUGUUAAUAAUGACAACUUUGCCCUUGCUGCUGUGCGUUACAACAUUCACACCCACCUUCAGCACAGCUCAUUGCAUAUCGAUGAUCAAGUAAUGUCAUUUUGUGAGUCUGUGUCCCGCAUGAGCACCGCGGUCCUAACUCCGGAUAAUAAAGCCCCUAAGGUACUUGGUGACUUGGUGGAAAGCAUAGCAGGUGCAGUGCUUAUCGACUCAAAACUUGAUCUUGAUAAAGUUUGGAGAGUCUUCAAACCACUUUUAUCACCGAUUGUGACUCCCGAUAAGCUCGAACUUCCUCCCACGCGCGAGCUCAUUGAAUUAUGCGACUCUCUCGGUUACUUCAUCAAGGAGCAUAUAGCGAAAGGAGAAAUUGUGCAUGCCGUUUUAAAAUUACAGCUUGAGGAAGUGCUCUUAGAGGGCCGAGGCUCGGGACCCAACAGCAAAGCCGCAAAGGGAAUGGCAGCUAUAUGCCUACUCAAGGAGUUAGAGUUGAGAGGAAUCAAAUCUUCCAAAUCGAGAAUACAAGAGUCGGAAAAUUUGGAUGACCCAUCAUCACGAAGCUCGGCUGAUAGGAACAUAUUGUGUGGAUCUGCCAUGAUAAAGCAAAAACAGCUUCAAUUGCAACCGAUGAUAAAAAUAACGAGUGAUUUAGAGAAUGCCGAUAUCCCAGUUUUGCCGCCUAUUGAGAUGAAGAAAGGAGGACCACGAACUGCGCUCUAUGCCCUCUGCAAGAAACAACAGUGGCCAAUGCCUACUUUCGAGACUACCGAGCAAAAGUCGAGGACUCCCGUGCAGCUUGGGGACACGAUGGGUUUCAAUAGCUUCGAGUCGAGAAUAAGCUUGACCAUACCCGAUUUUGGGAAAAUCGAGCUCACUGGAGAGGCAAGGGCCGAUAAGAAGAGUUCGUAUGAUACAGCUGCAGUUUUGACGCUCCAUGAACUCGAGAGAAGGGGGAAGAUAACGAUAGCCAAGUCGAAUUGA
This is a messenger RNA of Striga hermonthica, 4254 nucleotides long. Lineage: Eukaryota; Viridiplantae; Streptophyta; Magnoliopsida; Lamiales; Orobanchaceae. The record is from the annotation of a GenBank genome assembly.